This is a messenger RNA of Pelobates cultripes (western spadefoot toad), 19045 nucleotides long. NCBI's taxonomy places the organism in Eukaryota, Metazoa, Chordata, Amphibia, Anura, Pelobatidae. The record is from the annotation of a GenBank genome assembly.
AUGGGGCCACCUUAUUCUAAAAUAUUAAAUAAUAGAGUACAGGAGACCUGCUGCUCUGUGUUACCAGGCAACAAUGCUUUUACAGCUGCACAGGUGCCUUCAACCAUACAGGCUCAGACACCAGCGACAAUAUGGCGAAGCGGUGUGUUCACUCUAGUGUUUAGAACUCUACAUGCAAUGUUUACAGUAAAGAGACUGGAGUCCAGAGCGAGGCUUGCAACGCGCGAUGACGUCACGGUGCCCAGUUUGCCAAUCACACAUGGUGUAGGAGGUGACAGCUGCUGUGUGUUGACUGUAAGUAUAGUCUGCAGAGAGCCUGGAAUAUGACAUUGAAUGCAGCACUUAGCCAUCUUUGUGUUUUAUUAGCCAUUGUUUUCAGCAGUCAUGUUGCCAUAAGUCAGAAUGUGGAGACAUGUUGCUGUUUGUAGACUGAAUAAAAGUGUAGAAGUAAAAUGGAUAUAAACAAUCAUUACUAAGAGUAGCUGCCAUACAAUAACAGCUACUUUCUAUUUUGGCCAGCAGCUUUGUUGUUUGACAUUGCAUCCUAAAUUGCUUGGCUAAUUAAUGGCUUACUGAAUAGCUAAUGAAUUGUUAAUUAAAGUGUGAACUGUGGGGAAGUCUAAGUGAAUUGCAACUAAGCUUAAAAAACUAGUUUUGGAAACACCUGGUAAGUUUUUAGUUAGGUCUAAAAUUUGCAUAUCUGCUCAAUUCACUUUCAGUUCCUGAUUCAUUAAAAUUUUAGUGAAUAACUCGUUGCAGGUUUCCACAAGAAGUUGUUUAAGAAACAGUGCAUGGGUGUUGUAGAAUGAAUGUGUCCUAACUCCAAUAACAGGUCCUACUUACACUAGCAGAGUUUUUCACAAAACAAGCAUUUUACCUGUAAAGUGCAAAUCUGAUGUCAAAAUAGUUGAAUUGGAAACAUUUUUGUUUUCAGAGUAGCUACUUUGCCUUACAAUUUGAAAUCCCAUUGUCUGCAAUUCAAAGUGAAUUUCAAAUGUUAGGCUAUAAAAGUCAAACUCAAAUCACUUCAGAUAUUUUGCCCUUAAAUCUGAAAUUCACAUUGAAUUUAUGGCAGUUCACACAUUGAUGUAUAACUGUAAGGAAUUUAUGAUGGAGGUGACCAUUGCAGUUUAUUAUCCACAGAUAUGCAUUGCUCUUUUGGAUUACUAAAUUGAUCCCAAAUCCAAGGGCAGCAGGGUCAAAAAAUGAGGCAAAUUUCACUAGCAAGCCUUUUCUUCGUUGGGAGGUCUCAACAGGGUUGUCUUGCAGACCUUGCCCUCUUUAAGAUCUAGGGUGGUGUCUUCCUACAGUAUUACCCAAUAUAUUGUACUCCUAGCCUUCAGAUCCUCAGGCUGUAAGAAGGAAGAACACCUUACAAAGUUGGAUAUGGUCAGAUGUCUUCUUAUUGAGAAGAAUGGCUGCUUAGGCAGACAUAUCUCCACUCUUUGUCAUUUGUAUAGAUCAAAAAAAAAAAGAGGAUGAUGCCUUAUGUACUAAGAUAGGUAGAUGGAUCGUAUCAUCAAUCAUCACAUCCUGUCAGGCUAAGGGAAUACCAUUUAAUAUAAUACACGUGGGAUACAGCUGUUGAACCUAAAAUGUAAUAAAACAAAACAUAGCAUAAUACAAUUGAUAAAUAUAUAAUAAUCCCUGUUAAAGACUGCACUCUCCGUAUUUGAAGUUAAAUGCGCUCUAAUGGUGCCUCCCCUGAUGUUUGGGGGACUAGUAUCUCCCUCUCAGGAUCAGGUGUCACCCAAUAUCAGGAACCAUGCAGGACUCCUACAGGUGGAUAAGUAGAAAAGAGAUUUAUUGAUCGCAAUUUAAAAGUAGUGAUUAAAAAGCAAUUUUGGUCUUACGCGUUUCGUCCUCUAAUGGGACUUCCUCAGAGACCAAUAUUCAAUAAAAACAAUCACAAUAGUAAUGCUCCCAAAUUAGGGAAUACCAGAGCUCCUUCAAGACUAUGGCCCAUUCAACCAGGACCAUGUUCUUGUCUUGGUUAGCUGAAGCACAAAUCCCUCCAGACUAGAUAUUCUAUACAGUGUCCUGAACUUCUAUUCUACAUUCAUUCCAUAUUGCAAGCUAAAGAUUCAGGAAGAUGUUUAACUGCAAAAAUGUAUAUAUCUGUAGCAUACAUUUUGUGGAUGUGUAGGUUUCCCUCCCUCUUGCUUGGGUAUAACAGCCAUGAAUAUAUGUACAAAUAUUUCACUUUCCCUGUAAUAUGCCAUGACAGCUCUAUGUAUCCUCCCCCACCCAGACUUAUAUUUAUGGCUUGGAUCAGACAAUGGUGUAACGGAGGUACUGGACUCCUUUUAUUUAUUUUUGGAGGAUUGUUUCUGUCCAGUAGGAGUAGUAGGGGGGUGUGUAGUGCUGCAAUGGCAUAUUUCCAGGAAAGGAAAAUAUUAAAGGACCACUCUAGGCACCCAGACCACUUCAGCUUAAUGAAGUGGUCUGGGUGCCUGGUCCAGCUAGGGUUAACCCAUUUUUUUUAUAAACAUAGCAGUUUCAGAGAAACUGCUGUGUUUAUAAAUAGGUUAAUCCAGCCUCUAAAGCCUCUAGUGGCUGUCUCAUGGACAGCCGCUAGAGGCGCUUGCGUGCUUCUCACUGUGAAAAUCACAGUGAGAAGACGCCAGAGUCCAUAGGAAAGCAUUAUGAAUGCUUUCCUAUGAGACUGGCUGAAUGUGCGCGCAGCUCCUGCCGCGCAUGUGCAUUCAGCCGAAGAGGAGGAGGAGAGCUCCCCGCCCGGCGUUGGAGAAAGGUAAGAUUUUAACCCCUUUCUCUCCCCAGAGCCUGGCGGGAGGGGGACCCUAAUGGUGGGGGCACCCUCAGUGCACUAUAGUGCCAGGAAAACGAGUAUGUUUUCCUGGCACUAUAGUGGUCCUUUAAGUAGAAAUAAAUUUUUCUCUGUUUACUAUAGUGCAGUGUACAAAGCCGUUUAAUGAGGUGUACUGUUAGGGUGGUGCAUCUUAUUUAAAGGAACACUCUAACAAAAAUAUAAUUUAUUUUAACCUUGCAGUGUUUUCUUUUUUUUUGUUCUUUAGAUUAGUGGGCCCCACUUGUUAAAGGAACAAGCCAAGUACUAUAUCCACUACAGUACGCUGUAGUCAUUACGUUUCCAGGAUUUCCCUGGUGCUCCCGCCAUCCCCAUUGUAAGGAGUGAAACCAUUUUAAGACUGUUUAACUUCUUACAUGUGGUCAGCCAGGAGCCAAUCCCCCCUCCACUUUUUCAGCCAUGAAGCUCCUACUUUCAUUAGAUCUUAGGAGUGCAGGGCUAGUAAUUUAAUAAAACCCUUUUCAUACACACUGUAGUGUAUGAGAGGAAUGGUCACUUGGUUUACUGUGCAUUAUACAAAGUAUUAUUACGCUUCAUUGUACUUGCAGAUUCCUCCAGUCAUGGAACCUUGCUCUUGUGAUACCUUUGUUGCCUUACCACCUGCAACAGUUGGCAACAGGAUUAUUUUUGGGAAGAAUUCAGACAGACCCAGUGAUGAAGUACAAGAGAUUGUUUACUUCCCUGAGAAAACCUAUAAGAAAGGAGAAAAACUGGAGGUGAGAUUAACUAAAUCGAGAAUUCAAAGUAAAUUUCAAAUUUAAGGCCAGAGCAGCAGGCGUGGAGAUUUUUUUUCUAGUUUGGCUAUUCUGACCUUAAAUUUGACAUUGACCUUGAAUUCUCACUUUAGUAAAUAAUUCCCAGAUUUUACUAUUAACAUGACGUAAAGUCAUGAUUUUAUUAAAGACACGGAGGCGAGUAUUAUGCAUAACUCUUUCUUUAUUUCCUCAGCAGCAAAGAUAGAGGAAUAUAAAUAUUGUCAAAAUGAAAGAAAAACUGCAUAGAUACACAGGCAACCAAUCACAUAACAGAGGAAGUGACUAUAAAAGGCCUGUGUCUCCCACAAUCCCCCUCUUUCUUGCGGAAACCGAAGACCAGAUAAGAAGAACGAAAUCCAACUUGUCCAUAACAGGAAAAAGGCAACGAACCGAAAACUUCAAGCUAAAAAGAGAGAGAGAAAUAUGGUAAUACCCAGACUUCAAACUGUAAACUUACCAAAACAAACUGUUGGUUACUCAACGACAGAUAAUAUAGGGAUCAAAGCAAACAUUAGCAGUUCCAUGAUAAACCGGAAUCUGAAAAACAUAAAUAAAUAAUUAGUCGAUGUGAUAUAACAAGUGAGUCACAUACCCAUAGUGACAUAGAAAAACAUACCGACAUGAAAAAACGUACCUGAAGAGCUCAAAAGCAUCUCAACCCUAUACCCUCACGGGAGGGUGGGAGGGAAUAAUACUCGCCUCCGUGUCUUUAAUAAAAUCAUGACUUUACGUCAUGUUAAUAGUAAAAUCUGGGAAUUUUAUUAAAGACACGGAGGCUCAUAUUAUGCAAGUUUAAAGCUGUGCGAUCACCUGAGAUGCGAUAUGCUCAAUAGGUUUGAAAUAGAAUUCACGGAAGGUCGAUUCUCUAGACCAGUCCGCAGCACGCAUGAUGUCCUCUAGUCGACAGCCGACCGUGGAUGCCUUCGAAGCCAUAGCACCCCGAACCGAGUGAGGCGUAAAGACCGAAGUGUCAACGCCCGCCGAGGAUAAAAGCCAGCGCACCCAUCGUGCGAGAGUCGGAGUCGAAACAGGCCUAUGAGGUGUCCUAAAAGACACGAACAGAGGAUGCAAGUCCAAGGAACGAAAAGGUCGAGUAGCAUCCAGAUAAGUCUUCAGACAUUCAACCGGACACAAUGCUGGAGAGCCCGGGAACCUAGGAUACGUGAACGACUUGGAUGCCGACUUUGUCCUCCUGGAUAUGUUGAAAGUAACACCCUCCGGGGUGAAUACAAUGGCGUCCCAGUCAAGGGCCCUAACAUCAGACACCCUCUUACAUGAAACCAAACAGAGUAGCAUCACUAGUUUGGAGGAUAACUGCUUGAGACUCAGUUCGUGGUUAGGAUACCAAGAUGAGAGGAAUCGUAACAUGACGUUGACGUCCCAGAAGGCAGAGAAGCGAGGUCUAGGAGGGCGAGCGAGGCGGAUGCCUUUGAGAAGGCGGCACACAAAAGGAUGUCUGCCGACUGGUGAGCCAUCCAAACCACUAUGCCCGGCCGAAAUCGCCGAGCGGUAGAGGUUGACGGUGCGGUAUGCCUUGCCCGUCUCAAACAGUGUCGUGAGAAACUCUAGGAUCAGAUGGAGAGGGGCAGAUACGGGAUCCAUAGACCGUUCCAUGCACCAAUCAGACCACGAAUUCCAUGAAGCACGGUAGGCUGAUCUCGUACCGGGGGCCCAGGCGUUAUCGAGGAGCAGGAGAGUUGAUCGCGGAACAUUUGGGACAGCCCAAGUUCCCCUGAAAGGAGCCACGCCACAAGAGGCAACUGCCGUUGACGCAAAAGAUCGUGAGAGUUCCUAUCAGGAUCCAGAAGGAGGUCCUGGAAGCACGGGAUCAACCGGGGAUAGUCUAUUGACAACUCCAACAGACGAGGGAACCAUGGUCUGGAUCUCCACAGGGGGGUGAUCAAAACCAGGCGGCACUCGUGACGAGUCAUCUUCGAUAUCGUGCGGGCGAUCAUGUUGAACGGGGGAAAGGCAUAAAGGCAGCCCGGUGGCCAUUCCUGGAGAAAGGCGUCCGUCGCGACCGCUGCCGGGUCCGGCCUCCAGCUGUAAAAUUCCGGUAGUUGAGCGUUCAGACGGGACGCGAACAGAUCCAUCCUGAACCGCCCCCAUAGACUGUCCAGGCCUUGGAACACCGAAACGUGCAAACGCCAGUCUCCCGAGUCUCUCAAAUGUCUGGAAUUCCAAUCCGCGUCCGAAUUGUCCAGCCCCGGAAUGUGUUCCGCUGUCACGGACACAUUGUUGAAAAGGCAAAAUUGCCAAAAAUCUUUCGCUAGCAGAGCCAACAUCCUGGACUUGGUGCCUCCAAGGUGGUUGAUAUAACGUACGGCCGACACGUUGUCCAUCUUGAGAAGAACGCAGCAGUUCGCCCGUCCUGGGGUAAGGCUGCGAAUCGCGAAUGCCCCUGCCAGGAGCUCCAGGCAAUUGAUGUGCAGGGAUCUCUCCGUCUCGGACCAUCUGCCUCCUGUGGAAACGUUGCCACAACGAGCCCCCCAGCCGUGUAAGCUGGCAUCUGAAUCUAUUAUCACGUCCGGGAUGGAACCGAAGAUGGCCCUCCCAUUCCAGGCUUCCAUGUGGGCUAACCACCACACCAGUUCGUCUCUGGACUCCACGUCCAGCUGUACACGGGAUUCGUAGGAAUGACCUGCUCGGAGGUGAGAACCCUUGAGCCUUUGGAGGGCACGAUAAUGGAGUGGGCCCGGGAAUAUCGCCUGAAUGGAGGCCGCAAGGAGACCGAUAAUGCGUGCCAAUUGCCUGAUGGAUAGAUCUUGUACACGCAGAGCCCUUCGAAGCUCCUUUCGGAUGGCUCUGAUCUUUGAAUCCGGCAAGUAUAGGAAUUGGCGGAUGGAAUCCACCUGGAAACCUAGGAACUCCAUCGACUGUGAUGGGUCCAGGAUCGAUUUGUCCCAAUUGAUCAAGAACCCCAGGUUUUGCAGUAGAUCGAUCGUCCAUCCCAAAUGCGUGAGAAGCUGGUCUCUGGACUGGGACAUGAUUAAGAUGUCGUCCAGGUAAAUGAUUAAACGCACCCCACGGGUACGGAGGAACUCCAUCGGAGGCUUCAUGAUCUUGGUGAAGCACCAUGGCGCCGAGGAAAGGCCGAAAGGCAGACAGGUAAAGCGCCAGCGUCUCCCAUGCCAGGUGAAGUGCAGGUAAUCCCUGCACUCCAACGCUAUCGGGACCGUGAAAUACGCGUCCUUCAGAUCCAACUUGGCCAGCCAGUCUGACUGACGGAGGAGGUCCCUGAGGCAGUGUAUACCCUCCAUCUGAAAGUGUUGGUACCGGAGGAAUGCGUUGAGGGGACGGAGAUUUAUCACCGGGCGGACUCCGCCCCCUUUCUUGGGGACCAGGAAGAGAUUGCUCGUAAAGCCUUGGGCGGCGAACGGCAACUCUUCUAUAGCGCCUUUCGACAGCAUCUCCUCGACUUCUGCCGAGAUCAUCUCGUCUUGGUCUAGCGGGAGAGACAAUUCCCUGGGGACAUUGGACAGGGAGAGAAACAAACUCCAGGCGAUAGCCCUUCACACACUGUAGAACCCAAGCGUCUGAAGUAAUACUUGCCCACUCUUGGUGGAACAGAGCCAGCCUGCCCGCUACCCGAGCCCGAGUAAUAUGGGAAGAAGGGGUACUUACCAUAAGGGCGUCUUCCCGAAGCGGCACCGCGGGGGUAUCUGGAGCCCCAAGGUCUCCCUCUGGCUGGGAAGAAAGGGGGCGUCCUCGGAUCCUGGAAUCCCCGGGACGGAAAGAAGGAACCUCUUUGGGCACGUGAGGAGCCACGGAAACCACGGCCGGGUGGACGGUUCCUGCUACGCCCGGCCCCUCCGAAAACCUUGGGCGCGAACAUGCGCUUCAUAUUCGCCUGCGCCUUGUCAAUGGCCGUAAAGGUCUUAACAUACGACCCCAAGUCCUUAACAAAGGAAGCACCGAACAGCAUCCCCUCCUCGGAAGGAUCAGGCUCCGCCACAGUCAUGGCAGCCAGUUUUGGGUCAAGCUUGAGGAUAAUUGCCUUACGCCUCUCUGAGGACAUGGCAGUGUUCGCAUUCCCCAAAAGACAGAUAGCUCUCUGGACCCAUCCUAUGGCAACAUCAACAUCCAGCAUGGAAGUGCCUGCCCGAGCGCCGUCCAGGAGCUCGUAUAAUUUAGAUAAAGGACCCAGGGUGUCCAAGAGCUUGUCCUGGCACCCCUUGAGUGAAUAGUCUAAGCCCUUCUUGGGCUUCCAGCCCGAUUUGUUCAUGAAUUGAGCAAUCUGAGGGUCGAUGUCAGGGGUUUUGCAGGCUGCACCGGGCAGAGAGGGUCUGGGGCAUUCCGCCCGCAACUUAUUGCGACCUUCUUUGGAAAGGGGGGUGUGCAUGCGCCGUGCCACAUAUUGAGCAAUAUGGUCCGGGGGAACCCACUCUGCGGACCUAGGGUGACGAAGAUCGUCGGGGUCAAAUAAGGGGUUGCCCUGAGGGUCAACCAGUGCCUUGGUAUCCCCAGUGGGGUUUAUCAACUGACUACGGGCAGGGACGGGUGCCCCAGAAGGGGUCACACCCGCAAGCGGUAAGUCCUCACCCGACUCACCCUCAUCAAAGGAGUCAUACUCCAGAACGUCUGAUUCAUCCUCCACACUCCGGUCGGAAUCCGACCCAUCAUCCAGGGCUUUAGCCCGUUUCCACAACCUAGCCUUUUUAGCCCGGCCAGGGGCUCUUUUGCGCGUGGGAGGCGCGCUGUCUGUGACCGCCUCUAGCGUGUCAAUCAUGGCAGGUAGAACCUGCAUCGAGGAGUGGGAGUCGACGUGUUUAGAUUUCUCCUUAGCCUUACGGGCCCCCGGCACAGUCGGGGUAGGAGAGGGUAGUCCCAUGCCCAGGAGGGCGGGAGUCGCCAUGGAAGGCAGCAGGAGAGAAUGCAGGGAUUGGGAAAAGGAGGAUGAUACAGCCCCCAUGGCUGAAGCAAAAGCCUUCUGCAGGGAAGAGGCCAUAGUGGCAUCCAGCAGGGCUUGGAAUUCCUGGGAAGCAGUAGCCCCCACAGGAUUAUCUGUAUUGAAAUCAGUGGGGAGGCCCUCAGGCCCAUCCUCCCUCUCCUGCAUAGUUAAAGUAAUUUACCAGGGGACACCCAACACAAACAGUUUACAAGUUAAAACAGUGUCAAAAAACAGGAUUGAAAGGGUUGAUUAACCCUGCAGAGUGAAAAUAGGAAGAAAAACCUGAGCACUGGUGCACCCCAGGGACCCAGGAGUAAGGCAGAGCGCACGGCAGCAGAAUGGAACGACCGGGGGUAAGGACCGCCCUCAAGAUGGCCGCCGCACGUGCAGGGAGCGCUCGUGGCCUGCAACCCGGCGGGGGAAGGGGCGCGCGCCCCUCCCCGCGCGGGCAGCCCGCGAGCGAGCCGGGAAACACGCUGACAGCCGCGGCAGUAGCAGAGAGAGCCGCGGCUGAAAGCCGACCUGGGAAUAGAAGGCACCCGCCGGCCGGCAGAGCGGUCGCGGCGGGCGGAGUGAGGGAGGGGUGGGUGGGAGCACCAGCGCAGGGGACAGAGUAGGAGCUGCAAGAGGCAGCUCAGCAGAUAGAAAACACAGAGGAAUGAAUGUGAACAAUCACAGUGCAAUCUCAAACAACCAUAAGAAAAGCACCAUAAUAGUACAGCAUAACAACCAUGUAAAUAUAAAACACAGCAAAUAAAUACAAUGGACCAAGCAAAGUACUUAGCUGUCUGAGGAAGCAGCAAAGAAAGAGGGGAUUGUGGGAGACACAGGCCUUUUAUAGUCACUUCCUCUGUUAUGUGAUUGGUUGCCUGUGUAUCUAUGCAGUUUUUUCUUUCAUUUUGACAAUAUUUAUAUUCCUCUAUCUUUGCUGCUGAGGAAAUAAAGAAAGAGUUAUGCAUAAUAUGAGCCUCCGUGUCUUUAAUAAAAUCAUGUUAAUAUUAAUUUUGCACUUUAUCUAUGUUUGGACAGUAAAUAUCAAUUUGAUAUCACGGUCAAUAUCACAAGUAUGAUUAGAUGUGUACAUUUUUGAAUUCUGUCUUGCAAGGAAUUCAUUCAAAUGCAGAUUUGAAAUACCCUGGAUGUUAGCAAAAGGUGAAAUGUUAAGUUAAUGUUAGCUUAAGGCUUGCUCAUCUAGGAAACCUAUUUUUUUAAAUUAUUUUUUUAUGGUUAAGAAUGAUUUGCCAGCUAAAUUUUUUAAAACUGUGGUUUAAUCACUAAACUGAGAAUUAAGAAGGAUUGUUUAGGAAAUAUAGAAUUGUAGACCAAGAUAUCUGAGCUGAAAAACAAUAGAUGAAAAAUGUAUUCAAUUUUGCUAGUUUUUGACAAAAUAUAGUAUCCCUGGUCUGUUUUCCCCACAAUUCCUGGUUUAGUAAAAAACCCACAGAACCCUCAAUAGUAAUGAUUUGAAAAAACAAUUUGCAAACGUCAAGCUAAAAAGCCAAACUAUGACUCCAGUUGAGUUGGGGAUUUUCUUGCCUAAAUGUUGCAAGUUGGUUUUCAUUUGCUACAAUUUUUUGUUUAGUGAAUAAAGCACGUUACCUUUAUCACAGCCUCAAAGUAGAUGCAACACUUUUUUAAGUAACUUGCUCUGUUAAAGGAUCGCACUAGGCACUAUCACAGCUUUGCAGAGGUGCUGGGAUGCUUAUUACCAGAGCCUCAUCUACCGUGCAGACAUUACAUAAAUACAUAUAUACUGGCAGCACAGCAUGGACUAUUUCAAUACAUUUAAAUUGAGUGCAUUAACACUCUAAAAAAAAAAUCCCCUCGUAAGUGCUAAGACUACAGUUUUUUGGGUACCUAACGUACUAGUGUUGGGUCUACCCUACUUGAGUGCAGAAACAAAACACAGUUUGUAAUUGUGUAGAUAGAAACAGAGUAUGUUUUAUUAUUAUUAUUAUUAUUAAUAGAAAUUCCUUUACUUUUACAUCUUUGUAUCACACACCAAAGCUUGUUUUAAUUUUCUUUUUAUUACCAGUGCACCUACAUUGAAAUUGAGCAAGCAGAGAAGACCUAUGCUGUGAUAUUAAGUCGUCCAUCUUGGUUAUGGGGAGCGGAGAUGGGAGCUAAUGAAUUUGGUGUUUGUAUCGGAAAUGAAGCUGUUUGGGGGAAAGAAGAAAUUGAUGACACUGAAGCACUUUUGGGCAUGGAUCUCGUGAGGUUGUGAACAUAGUAAAUAAUAGCUACUUGUGAAAUUAAUCAAAUAUAAUAAAUCACCAAAUCAUAAUGAAUUAUCUAAAUAUUGUAAAAUAUUUCUAAACUUUUAAUUUUUGUUUUUACUAUAACUAGGCUUGGUCUUGAAAGGGCGAAUUCUGCAGAGGCUGCCCUAGAGGUUAUUAUUAGCUUGUUGGAAAAAUAUGGUCAAGGAGGGAACUGCAUGGAAGGAAGCAUGUCCUUCACCUAUCACAACAGCUUUCUAAUAGCUGAUCGAAAAGAAGCCUGGAUCCUGGAGACUGCUGGACAGUAUUGGGCUGCUGAAAAAGUUGAAGGUAGUUUUUCACAAGAUUGUACUUUAUAAGUAAAAACCGACUUAAAAUAAUACGUAUUUAGUAUUAGUUUUAAAUCUAUGCAUUUAUUGAUUUCAAUAAAUGGAUUAACAUCAAGAAACACAUGUGCUUAAAAAUUGUCUUACAGUAUAUUUAGCAGAGAAAGCAAAAAUGCUGUAUUUUAUCAGCUGAAGUAUAUCCUUCAUCAUUUGUGCUCUGAUGGCUCAUAAACAUGCUAGAAAUUAAAAUACUAACAUCUCUGGACAGAUUAUUUUGAGAACAGAGCAAAUAUGAAUAUUUGUAAGGAUUCUCGUUUUACUUUAGAAUGUGACUCAAGUCUUAUAACCAGCUAGUUACAGUAAACGCAUGUCCUUUAGGAAACGAAAACCUGGUGAGUUCAGUGUAAACACACAAAAAGCCUUACUAGGCUGCAGAACUUGGGAAACCGAAUAACACCUCAAGUCUUUUGAGUUUCCUUGGAUUUGAGAUGCUGAAUCAGGUCACCAUGGAAAAUACUAGGGUAGUGAUCUUGGGGUGAACCGGGAAUAUCAUAGCUGCUUGAUGUCAUAGGAGGAAGCUUUACUUCCUCUUUUUGCAAGUCCACAUGUUUGUAUGGCGUGCACACACUGCAUACAAGUCCUUUGACAGGUUCCUUCACAGCUUAUUGAGUUGCAGUGGCAUGAAUGCGCACUAGCCUCUGAUAGAUCAUUUUGCAAAACUGUGAAAUCAAAUUGCCACUUUUAUUUGACUUUCAUGAUGAAUUGAACUGCUGUUAAAUGCUGCCUAGGGGGUUUAGAGGAUAUGCUCAGACCCCAUUAAACAAUUAUUGGCUGAGCCUCUUGGUCUAAUUAGAGCUCAUUGCAGAAUGUUCAGAGCCUAGGGAUUUGCAGGAAAUGCAUGAAUUUCAAAGACGAGUAUCUUGCCGUUUAUUUGUAAGUGUUUUUUUUAUGCUUUAUUUCUGUUGGUUGCUUUCAACCAAUUUAGUGUGCAUUCAAGCUGAUUGACUUCUGGGCUGUGAUAGUCUGACGUUCGUAAUACAUAUCUGUAUUCCUAACGCUACAGCCCUGUUGCCCCUUGUGGCAAACAGAAGCUCGCCACGGCUUCUGGAGGAGACUGAUUGCCAGCCUCCUACUGAAAGACUAUGGGCCUUUUAAAAACUUAUGUGAACAGACUUGGUUCGUGGGAUUUUAUAUUUGGUUCGGGAACUGAACAGGUGCACAAACCAUGGACCACCCGGGAGCUUGUUAAACCCAUAACACUUGGUAACGAUUCUUACCACAGUACUAUAAUUGUUCGUCUGGCUGGCCGCCAUUCAUAUGGUUGAACACGUGGCGGCAACCAUCUUGUUCCUGCGAACGCAGGCAGCAGUGUUUGGUCGUCGAGUUCCUGGAACUGUUUUUGGACACUGAAACUCCUGAACACAGCUGGACUUCCAUCAUCACCUGUGCUUGGUUUUGUACAUCAUGGAAGGGCACUGUUUGGUGGAAUCGUUUGUCUGGAUGAGGGGAACAAGCUCCAGGGUAAGACUAUUGACUAUUGACUAAAACUAUCAAACUAGAUCGACCACAAGCCCUGAUUAUCUGGAACUUGUGUGCGAUCGGUCAAAUUAUGACUUCUAUGGAAAUCCUGAACCCCUGAACCGAUCUAGGUGAUAUUUGGAUAUGUUGGUCCCCCAGAUCAGGGUUAUCAGGGGAUGUGACUUUUGUGGGGUUUGCAUGUGUUUUGGAGUUACUUUUGGGAUGUUGUUAAAAUGUAUGUUUUCUGUACCUGGAGAUCAUUAAGUUUAGUACAGUUCCUGACUAAAUUAUCUCUCAAGCACAGGGGAGGGAUUAUCCUGUUUUGUGUGGGAGUGUCCUGGGCAUGUUUGCUGUAACUAGUCUCCUCUCAGGUCCAGUGGGGAACGCUCUCACCAUAGAACCUCAUCUCAUGCUUGGAGGGAACAGCUAUAUUCACUCUGGGGAUUGCUAUACUCCUUAUACUCUCUUGGAUUAUAAUCACUUGUUCUUUUAAGAGUAUACUGCUUUUACUCUCUGGAUUAGGAGAGGUCUACCCACUGGAAGCUGGAUCCUGGUCUUGGGUCCAGGGUGGGUGGAGGACAGCGAGACCCCAUCCAAGCUGUAACGCUGGCUACAGGGACUACAGUGAUUAUGGUGUCAGGCGGAGUGCUUGGACGUAUUCAGAGUUACUAGGAAGAAGCGAAUGGCGGAGGAACCCAGUUAGGUUGCCAGGAGGUCCGUCACCACCCUUAUCAAUUAGGUCCUCCCCCAUCCACUGUGGAAAAAAAACCAACUAAUUACCCACCUUUUCUCAAGUGCCUUCGCAUCCUCCUUGGUAGGCAUGCCUUCAGGAUGAAAGGCCAAUCCAAUGAGAAGUGCUUAUGAUUCUUCCAUAGAGAAUCAAUGGUUCUCUAUGGUCGACAGUGACGGCACUGCGCAUGCUUACCAGACGUCACGGUUUGAGAACUGUUAAGUAAGAUUCACGGCUCAUUAUACCCAGAGAGCUUAGAGGCGCGGCUUGAAGCUGCACUUUUAAGCCUUCUAAUUCGCUUAAUAUUGGGUUUUGGGGAGUAGGACUGUAGGAAUUAUAAUAACUUCGAUAAGAUAAGGUUGUUAAAGUGCCUACAGUGUCACUUUAAGUUUGUGUUUCUUUAAUAAGUGUCAGCAUUAGAAUUCUGAUUUCCAUUUGGCAAACAAUAAGAAAUAGUAAGUCCAUUUAACUAAAAGUUUGAAUACCUGAUAAAGUAAAAAAAAUAAAUAGGUGUGCUUUGGAUAAUUUUACACCAUUAAAGUGUACCUUGUGCCAAGAAAGGUUGCAAAUCUCUGAUCUAUAUAGUCCAUCCUGGAGUGUUCCUUUAAAAACAUUUACUUUAAAAUGCACUUCAAUGGAUGGUUUAACAAUAAAAGGAAAUGCUUGUUACUUGAGUAUUUAUAUCUCAUGAAUCUUGAUAUAUACAACAUAUGCCAUUAUAAUUUUGAUAACUUUUUCAUAAAUUGUUUGUUUUUUUCCUAACAGAAGGACUAAGGAAUAUUUCGAACAAUCUAUCCAUAACUACAAAGAUUGAUCGUGAACACCCAGAAACGAGGGAUUAUGCAAAAUUGAAAGGCUGGUGGGAUGGAAAGAAGGAGUUUAACUUUGCAGCCACUUACUCAUACUUCAACCCAUCUAGAUCCUCUUCCUCUGGAGACAGAUUCUGUGAAGGUUACAAGUUGCUUAGGAAACAUAAAGGUGGGCUAAACACAUUUGUUUUCCUUUACUUUUAAAGCCUAGGGGGAGCUCAGUUCGCACAUUCACCUGCAAAUACAGAAAUGUGAAAUUGCUUUGAAUGUAGUUGUGAUCCAAUUGACUUGAAUGUAGACUUGGAUUGUGAGCACAACUCAAAUUACAAGACCUUCACAAUUUACUGGUAUCACAGGAAAAAUACAUUUAGAAGACCUUCCGUUCCGUUAGUGUCAUGUCUGUUCCUUUUCAGAAGUGAUCAAACUUCUUAUGAGUUAAUCUAAAAUAUAUUUAUAUUAUAUUAAAUAAGAGUUUCAGCAUUCACCUGAAUAUGAAUACAUCAUUUGAUUUUUCUAUUUUGUUCGUUUGCUGCUCUAUAUGGUACUUUUUUUUUAUACCUACGGGCAAGCUGGCAACUUUUACGUGGGGUUCAAGUGCAAGCAAAUGGCUGUUUUUGCUCACAGAACUCACACAUGCAUGUGUAUAUUUGACAGAUGGGGGCUGCUGGAGUUGGGAAGUGUGUCAGUAUGGUCUGUGCAGUGUUAGUGAGCAUUCAUAGAGGGCUGUGCAUGCCUCACAGUUACAGACAUUAUUUCUGCAACUGCAUUACCACCAAUGCCAAAUGGCUUGUGUUGUUCUUUUCAAGAACACUGUCUAUAUCACCGUGCAGUCACUUGAUGUCCUAUAGGGACAUCAUUCAGUCUCAUCAUAGUCUGGUCAUGCUCAGAUACUAGUCCAGGUCUGGAGAAUAUAUAGGUUGCAGGCCAUUCCUAGGACAAUUCCUACCUGCUGCUUCACAUCUUCAGUACGCUAUCCAGAUAUCCCAAUGCAUCUCCUGUUAUUUUAAUCCACUUUGGCGGUAAUUGCUUGCCUGUCCCCUUGUAAUUUGAGUGUGAAUGCAUUUUUGCAAUAGUACUUGAUGUGUUAUUUGACUGGCCAUUUGAAUAUUGUUACAUUAUGCUGUUCCUUAUCCACCAUUGUCUUAACACACCGUAAACGUUACUUUUUUACUUUUUAAAAAAAAAGGAAAUAUGACCCCCUCAACCAUGAUGGAAAUCCUUUCUGAUAAGAAAAGUGGAAUUAAUAUGGAGGGAGGGUUUAUGACAACAGGAAGCAUGGUCUCUAUUCUACCCCAAGAUCUAAACCAGCCAUGUGUCCACUUCUUUACUGGCACACCAGAUCCUGCAAGGUAAAUAAGCUUCACAAAUCUGUCUUCAUUGUGACUUUGAAAUCCAUUUUAAAACAUCAACAUUUUCCGAAGUUCAUUCACUAAAUGAGAUGAUGGUCAACUUUCUAAAUUUUGGCCAAGAUAGUUAGAAUUGAUUUCCUCAAUUGCCUAUUUUUUACCUGGAUUUUACAAAUGUUUAUACAUUUUACACAUGUGGCCCUGCAAGUAGGUAAUAACCCUGUCCACCUGCCUGUUGGUUAUCAUCACACAAUGUCAAACAAAUCCCUCAAACUCUUCAUCUUGAGUCCAUUGAAAUGGUCCUAAUGUAAAACAAAAACUUAUGAAGAUAUUGAGAAAGAAUUUUCAAUAUUAAGUGUUAUUCACAAAAACCUGGGACUUGUAGACUAUUGACAUAGGAAUUUGCCAUUAUAGCCUAAAAUAGCCAAACUGGGUCAAAAUGAAAAGUUUCUCCCAGAAUACUGCCCCUCACUCGUACAAUUGUGUUAUUUACUUUUCCUUUAAGCUGUUUAUUUAAAGACUUUUGAUUAUUGUACAUUUUUGUUCCUAGAUCUGUUUUCAAGCCAUUCAUCUUUGUGCCACAGAUCCAGCCUUUUAUAAAGACCGUGUCACCUUGCUUUGGUUCAAAUGACCCUGUCAAGGAAAAGCCACGAUUUCAAACGAAACCAGACAGAAGACACGAUCUGUACAAAAAACAUGAGACUGCCUGGACGACCUUAGAACCGUCGCAAGUAAGAUAUUUAUUUCAUUACUUCUGUAAUUGUAACUGGGUUUUAUGUUUUUGGAGAGUCAGAAAUAGAUAUUUGCCCUUUAUAGGAAUAGUGAUGUCCCAUGCCCCCACACAGCUAGGGUUAAUAUUAAAGGGUUACUCCAAUCACCAUAACCAUUUCCGUGAUUUGAAGUGGUCAUGGUGGUAGGACUCAGUUUGUGCAGUGUUUCGGUUUGAAAUACUGCAUGUACUAAGAUAUUUGUAAUUGUGUGCUGGGGGCUAGUUGCACCCUCAGCAAAUGUGACAUUGGCAGGCCAGAACUUUGGUCUGGGUUCCCUAAUGUAAAUUCUGAGCAUAAAAGCAUCUGUUGUCUGUUGGACCGUGGUGCCCCAGUGACAUCAGGAUGGUGCGUGGAAGAGCAGUGCCAGAAGCUUCGUAUAGUUCUGGAUUUCAGGUAAGUAAAUGUUUUACUAAGAAUUGAAAGGCAUCUACUCCACAGUGCCUAAUAAGGCACAGUACAAUAGAAUGGUCCCUCCUCUAUAAAAGGGUUAUGGCAACCCUUUUAAAUAGUAUUACAUUUUAUUAAUACCUGCGGCAGGCAACCAUUUAAUCACACUGGGCCUAGACUUAGCAGCAGAAGUGUUACUAGAAAUCACAGAGCCCUAGUGCAAGUAUCAAAGAAAAUACCCCCCUCCUUGCUCCCUAUAAGCAAUAUGCCUGAGUGGCAUGUGUGUGUUGGGUGAGAGUGAUUGUGUGAGUGUUGGCUGAGUAUGAUUCUCUGUGGGGCUUGGGUGGGUGUGAUUGUCAUAUGUAUGUGUGUGAUUGGCUGAAUGCGAUUUGUAUAUGGGGUUUGGCUGUGUGUGAAUGUGGUGUGAUUGGUCCUGCUUGGGAUCACUUGCCUAAACAUAGCAGUAACUUGUGCUGACUUGCUGGUUUCACUGACCGCACACUAGCGUCAGUGCAUCUUAUCCUCUCCCACCUGCUGGGAGAGUAACAGCGACAGAGAGCGAGAGGACCACCUCUCACUCAAUAUACGGCAUUAGACCAUUUGUGCCACUAACUCAUUGGUCUAGUGUGGAGUGUUGAGAAUUUAAUUUAUACGCAGAGUAGGAACCUUAUUGUUCAAGAGCUUUAAGUGAAAAUCUUUACAUUUGCUAGGAUUUCUGCUGGCACAAAAACCAGAUGGAAUUUAAUGUUCUUUUAUAUACACUUAACUAUAAUACACAUUUAUUAGUAAUGUAUGCACAUACAUAUAUGCAUAUUACUACAAAUCAAAUGAAUUGAGUGAAAUAAUUGUUUUAAUUAAAUAUUUUCAUCCUUUUAAGCACACACUUUCAAUGACCCAUACAAGCACUUACUGGCACACACUGUUUAACCAACACACACUCUUACGGACACACACACACACACUGGCAUGUAGUUUUAUUUAUAGUGUUUCAUUUAGCUAUUAGCUCAUUCUAAUCCACCCAGCCUUACCUACUUUUGGAAGAGUUGGAGUAGAUCUUCUCUCUGGGGUUAAGUGUGUAGCUGCUCUGAUGUUCUUUCACUUUCAGCAUGGCUCCCUCGUGCGUAGUUUAAGGAUGCCAGAUUCUGUCAUCACCACAGUGUGCGUUAGGGAGCUGUACUGGAAGAGCAUGAAGAUCAGUGCUCCCUCGCUGCCCUGGCGGUCUCCCUCUGGACAGUAUUUCGACAGAGUAGGAGUCUGCCGUCCACACACAACCCAAUACACAGACAGGCAAACAAACAGUUACACACAAUGCUAUACACACACACAAUAAGGGUAUUUUGACCACUGUCCUUUUUGCUUACCAAUUGCAGGAAGGUGGCUUUACUGGCAACAAGGCUAGCCAGGCCCAGUCCUGCUGCCUCUUGUCCAAACUUCUUAUAAAGUUUGAUAUUUAUCUGGGUGACUGUGUUAGGAGACUCAGGGCAGUAUAGCCACUACCACGAGCUGUCUUGACUGAACAGUGCAUACCAGUAGGAAAUCUGGAUAAGCCCUCCAGAAUUACAAAAAAACAUUUUACAUAUGAAAUACAUUACGUUUACUGUCACUGCUAGCUUGAAUUGCUCAUGGCCAAUAUCAACACUGACCGUGGCAUCUAAAUUAUGACUUACUAAUUGAUUGAUUUAUUUUUUUAUCCCUGCGUUCACAGAGAAAAGAGAUACUGGAGAAAACAAAGAUUUUGGAAAAACAGAAGCUCAACGAGAUCGAACUAAUUUUAAACAAUCCAAGUUCUGACAAAUCUUCUCUGGUUUUACUGUUUCCCAAGUGUGUGAAUGAAGAACUGUCAAUUUAUGAAUUACAUUGUACCAAUUUGUAGGUAUUGUAUCCUACCUUAUUAUAAACUGUGAUAUUCACAAGACAAUAGACUAAUUUAAUCCAUGUUAAGGCAUCUUGAAGAUGUCAGAAUAGUUAGCAAUGGAUUGAUAUUGCAUUUAGCUUAAAUGUACCUUUUAAAGUAGAGAGGCUUUCUCUUGCUUUCUAUAGAAGAAAUAAUGUUUUUGUGUAAUUGCAUUUAAUUGUAUCUAUUGCACAAUAUACACACCCAAAGAACAACAUGAAUGGAUUUGUAAAGAGUGUAAGGCUUUUAUCACACCUACCUUCAUAACCAGAUGAAAAGAACACCAACGAGCACUAAUUGUGUGGAUUAAAUGCUCCAACAUGAAUGAAAUAUCAAUGGCCAGGUAUCACAUGUAGAUGUGAGGACAUUAGAGAUAGCCAAUUGUGGAAGAUAUAGAAGAUUAAUCCCUACGCUGUUGAGAAUAAUACAUUUGGCAUUGGAGAGUUAUCUGCAGUUAAAUUGUGAGGGAUUCUCCCUUAUACUAGUGUACGCUUCAAUUGUGCAGAAUGGUUUUGGUUGUGGUUUCCCUGAAACAGAUGGAAUGAUUACAGCUUAAAUAAAUUCACCAUGACUCCA